This is a messenger RNA of Anastrepha ludens (Mexican fruit fly), 5511 nucleotides long. RefSeq lists its product as uncharacterized. The transcript has a single exon. Gene Ontology annotation, molecular function: nucleic acid binding. The record is from RefSeq and is a predicted model, not a curated record. The coding region runs from base 1 to 5511 and encodes 1836 amino acids. Lineage: Eukaryota; Metazoa; Arthropoda; Insecta; Diptera; Tephritidae. Gene Ontology annotation, biological process: DNA integration.
AUGGCGACACCAGUUUCAAAGGCCACUACACCUGCAUCAGUAGCCGACCAGCAAAGGGUGUCGGAUACUGGCACUGCCGUCGGUGUAGUGGAUUUGCCAAGUGCUCCCGUUGCCGAGGGAGUCACCACUCGUGCUUCAUCUGCCGCCCGCCAAGAAGUGAUGUUCCAGGCUAUGCAAAAACGCAUCGCCGCGCUUGAACGUAGCCUGAAAGUUGCCCAAGACAAAAUAAGGGAACACGAGUUAACCAACGAAGCCCAGCGCGUUGAUGCGCAAAGCAUAGCCAGUGCACCCAGCGACAGUUCCGCCAACGAAUCUGCCUUGCCGUCAUCAAGCCUGCCGAUGACACAGAUCCAGUUGCUUCAGCCGCAAUCGCCGUUAAUAACAUGUGCUGCUACCUGUGUGCAUACGGUGCAGCCGCCGCCGCCUCAGAACGCUACACGUUAUCAGAUGUACACCGCUACUCGUUCCUCACCGCUUAUUUACACAUCCUCAACAAAUGGGACGUACAGCAGCUCGACUUUGCCUCCGGGCGACACAUUUGUUAGCAGUCUUCCGUCAACGGUGCCAAUUUCCGCUAAUGUGGGCUCCUUACCCUUGCAGUUUUCAACCCAGCCAAGGAAAUUGCAAGAUUUGCCGGAGUUUAGCGGGAAACCAGAGGACUGGCCGAUAUUUUUUACUGCCUACACCGAGUCAACCACUGUCUAUGGGUACAGUCGCUUUGAGAACAACUUACGCCUGCAGAAGUGCUUAAAGGGUGAAGCCCGAGAAGCUGUUAAAUCGCUACUAAUCCAUCCAAACAACGUGGCCAAUAUCAUAGAGCAACUUAAGUUCCGAUUCGGUCGCCCAGAGCAAUUAAUUCGAAGCCAGCUAGCCCAUGUUCGAGAAAUUGCCCCGAUAUCGGAAAGCUCAGUGGUAAAGUUGAUACCAUUUGCGACGAAGAUUAGCAACGUCUGUGCAUUUUUACGUUCUGCAUGUGGCGGAGAGCAGUAUUUAGUGAAUCCAACACUCCUCGAAGAGCUCGUCGGAAAGUUACCCAUGAGCAAGCGUAUCGAAUGGGCAGUCUUUGCGUCAUCUUUACAGCCUUACGCAACUGUUCAGCAUUUUAGCGAUUGGCUCACUCAACUUGCCAACGUCAUCUGCACGGUUUACGAUGGAGAAGCAGCGAAAGAUUCGAAGCGUCGGGUUGUGUUGCACGCUGCCGAAUCUCAACGUCAUUCAGCCUGCCCUAUUUGUCAGGGCCAACAUAAGCCAGCCGAUUGUACGCAGUUUAGUCAACUUACAGUGCCGGAAAGGUGGGAGGAAGUGAAGCGACGUCACCUUUGUUUUUCUUGUCUCAACGUUGGACAUGGGUCGCGCAAUUGCCAACGGCGCAAACUAUGUUCAACUGACGGGUGCAAACGGUGGCAUCAUAAAUUGUUGCACGAUAUUGGGAAAAUAAUCGAUGGGUCAUCAAACCAGUCACCGCGGCCUCGAGAUCGCCAACGACGUACUUCCAUUGCCGAUACACAUACAGGUAUUAGUACGAGGACGCAGCCAGCGUCUCGUAUUGAACAGCAAGGUGAUGCGGGUGCAGCGGUCCUUAGUUGCAGUACAGAUAACAAUAGUAAGUUAUUAUUUCGGAUUCUGCCGGUCGUGCUGUAUGGGAACCAAAAGCGCGUUGAGACGUACGCACUUUUAGAUGAAGGUUCGUCAAUAACAAUGAUUGAUAGCACACUAAUUGAAGAGCUCGGCUUACGUGGCCGGACUGAACGCUUGAACCUACAGUGGUUCGGAGGACGUGCCGCUCAGGAGUCGGCCAUGGUGGUAGAUCUACUCGUGAGUGGUGCCGGUAUGCAAAAGAGACAUAAGUUACGAAGGGUUUAUGGUGUUUCAAACUUGCAGCUGCCUUCUCAGAGUCUGAAUAAAUCCGAUUUGCGUUGCCAUGAAAGCCAAUUGAAUAAGCUGGCAGUUGAACCAUACGCACAAGUCAAGCCAAAGCUGCUAAUCGGACUCGACCACUGCCACCUCGGUUUGCCGUCAACUACAAUGCAGCUAAACAAGUGUGGGCCAUUCGCUGCGAAUACUGAGCUAGGAUGGGUUGUAUUUGGGCCAACAAUGAACUCCGAUCCAUCAUUGCCAUCAUGCUUAUUCGUUAACUGCCACACUGAUCAAUCUCUACAUAAUAUGGUUGCUGAAUACUUCGAGACGGAAAGCUUUGGGGUUCGAGCUGCACCUAUCAUGGAGAGUGAAGCUGACGUCCGUGCUCGGGAAAUCUUGAAGUCUACUACAUGCCGUGUUGAAGGAAGGUACCAGACUGGUCUGCUCUGGAAACGUUCCGACAUACAGCUACCUGCCAGCUAUUCUAUGGCUUUGAAAAGAUUAGCGGGUGUUGAAGCAAAAAUGAGGCGCGAUACAGACUUUGCCGCUGAAUAUAACCGCAUCAUAAGUUCUUACGUCAUGAAGGACUACGCACGAAAGCUGUCGCCAGAAGAAGCCGCUUUAACUUGCAAUAGAACAUGGUACCUGCCUCAUUUUGCCGUGAAGAAUCCAAAUAAGCCAGGCAAGUUACGCAUGGUGUUCGACGCAGCUGCUGAGGUGGACGGUGUGUCCCUUAAUUCACAGCUUAUGAAGGGUCCGCAAGAGUAUCGGUCUUUGCCUGCUAUACUAUUCCACUUUCGGGAAGGAGCAACGGGCGUGUGUGGGGACAUCAAAGAGAUGUUUCACCAGGUGCUGGUUCAACGUGACGACAGAUGUGCGCAACGAUUUCUUUGGCGCCAAGGUGAUACUACCAGACAGCCCGAGGUAUAUGAGAUGCGCGUAAUGACCUUUGGAGCAGCAUGUUCGCCUUGCGCCGCCAAUUAUGUGAAGACGAUCAAUGCGUUGGAGUAUGGCAACAAAGUCAAGGGUGCUACCCGAGCCGUGAAAUCGAUACUGGACUACCAUUAUGUCGAUGACUAUGUCGAUAGCUUUGACACAGAGGAAGAAGCAGCUGACAUAACGAAACAAGUUCGCGCAAUACAUAAGAUGGCCGGUUUCGAUCUUUGUAAUUUCGCGUCAAACUCAUUAAGAGUGACAGAAGCACUUAGUGGUGACGGGAAUAUCCGUCAAAUAGCAAAUAAAGAAGGAGUACUGGUGGACAGAGUCCUCGGUUUGUUUUGGCAGGCAUCAACCGACACUUUUGGGUUUAAACUGAGAUUCAACAACGUAGAUUCCAACGUUUUGGACGGAGGGCGCCGUCCGACGAAGCGAGAACUUCUCAGUGUGGUCAUGUCGAUCUUCGACCCGCUGGGCUUUCUUAGCAACUUUGUAGUGAGCGCUAAGAUCCUCAUGCGGGAAGUGUGGAAGAAUGACAUCCGGUGGGACGAGCCACUGCCAAACAACGUAAACACCGCAUGGGAAGGAUGGCGUAAACAACUGCCAAUGGUCGCCGAAUAUACCGUCCCUCGAUACUAUUAUCGAAAUGGGAAACCUGAAGUUUUGCAGCUCCAUGUUUUCGUCGACGCCAGCGAGGAUGCCUUUGCCGCGGUAGCCUACUGGAGGUCAACUAAUGCCGCCGGUGAGGUUGAAGUCGCAUUUAUAUCUGCAAAAACUAAAUGCGCGCCGAUGAAGUCAUUGACGGUCCCUCGAUUGGAGCUUCAGGCAGCUGUAUUGGGUACGCGUUUGCUGAAUUGCCUACGAGAGGAGCACUCCUUGCACAUCGAUGACUGCGUCAUUUGGAGUGACUCCAAAACAGUGAUCCAGUGGCUUCGAAGUGAACAUCGACGCUAUAAGCCAUUUGUGCAGCAUCGGAUCGCCGAGAUAUUAGCCACAACUACUACUGCAAACUGGAGAUGGCUACCUACCGAGCACAAUGUCGCUGAUGAGGCUACUCGAGCUAAUAACUUUGUCGACUUCAGCUCGUCCGCCCGUUGGUCCUGCGGCCCACCAUUUUUGUUACGAGAAGAGCAGUAUUGGCCGACAGAGAGCUCUACAUGCAAUCAUCAUGAGGAAGCUGACAAGGAACUACGUCCUAAAUUCGCCCUUGCAAUCGUAAGCUGUACGUUUCUAGACUAUAACCGAUUCUCUACAUUCAGUAAACUGGUGAGAACGACAGCAUGGGUCCUGCGAUUCAUUGACGUUUGCCGCCGCCGUACACCGCCAGACCGAGGCUAUGGGUUGACUGCCAAAGAAGUUGAGACUGCUAAGCUUUGUUUGUGCCGCCUCGUUCAACGCGGUGAAUACGCCGAAGAGUUUCAGCACAUCGAAAGCGGUCGCAACCUGCCACGCACCAGUUCGCUCAUUCAACUUUCGCCGUAUAUAGACGAAGAUGGUGUUCUUCGUGUACGAGGACGCAUAGAAGCUGCCAGCUGGCUCCCAAUAAGCGCGAGACGCCCUAUCAUACUACCGCCAAAGCAUUGUUUCUCAAAUCUGGUCGCCAUGCACUACCACGUCAAAAUGCAUCAUCAAAAUCUAGAAGCCACUAUUUGUGAGAUACGUCGCCUUUAUUGGGUACCACGCCUCAGGAGUUUGCUGCGCAGUAUAGUCGCCAAUUGCGCCAUUUGUCGCUUAAGGAAAAUCCAUGCCGUAUCGCCAUUGAUGGGCCCUCUUCCGAUUGAUAGACUCACUCCUUAUGUCAGGCCAUUCAGCUAUACGGGCCUUGAUUACUUUGGACCGAUAACAGUAACUGUUCGCCGCGCCAACGAAAAAAGAUGGGUGGCGUUAUUUACGUGCCUGACAGUCAGGGCUGUGCAUCUGGAGUUGGCUCAUGACCUCAGCACUGACUCAUGCAUAAUCGUAUUGCGCAACUUUAUAAAUCGUCGCGGCGUUCCCGUACGUGUGAGGUCCGAUAAUGGGAAGAACUUCGUCGGUGCUGACAUGGAAGCAAAGCGCUUCAGUGAAGUCUUCGAUUGCAAUCGCCUGCAGGGUGAGCUAUCGCAAAGCGGCGUAGAGUGGAUUUUUAACUCGCCUUUCAACCCGGCAGAGGGGGGCGCUUGGGAACGAUUGGUGCAGUGCGUAAAGAGAGUACUACGAUGCACUUUGAAGGAAACGUCGCCACGGGAGCACACGCUCAACUGCUUCCUAAUCGAGGCGGAAAAUAUUGUGAAUUCUCGGCCGUUGACGCACUUGCCCAUCUAUGUCAACCAGGAGCAGCCGCUGACUCCAAAUGACUUCCCUCUCGGUGAAGCCAACACACCGCGAACUCCGAUUGCCAGCGAAGUUCUGGAAACCAAAUGCUUUCUUCGACAACAGUGGCGUCUUGCUCGACAACUAAGGGACCAUUUUUGGAAACGAUGGAUAGCGGAAUACCUUCCGACAUUGACACGCCGGGUGAAGUGGUGCCAAAGAACAAAACCUCUGCAGAUAGAUGACCUCGUCUUCAUAUGCGACCCAAAUAUAUCUCGUCGGGACUGGUGUCGAGGCAAGGUGGAACGUUUGUAUGCAGGAGGGGAUGGUGAGGUCAGACGAGCUGACGUACGCACUUCGAGUGGAUUAAAGCGCCGUGCCGUCUCCAAAUUGGCAGUUCUGGACGUUGAUGAUGGUGAAUCGGGUUGA